CGCCCCCUAAUAGCCCCCUGAUAGAGGAGAGGCUCUCGCGAGAGAUCCAAGCGUACUAGUUCUUUCGACAAGUCCCCGCGGUUCCGUCUCGUUGGCAUUGUGUAAUUUGCCGCGGCCAAGUCGAAAGUGGCCCCCAUUUCGAUCGCGCAGCCCGAAACGCCGGGGACGAGUCACGAGUCCACGAGCAGGCGAGAGCUAGGCGAGAGCUGGGCACGACUCACGACUCUCACGAGGUCACGAGGAAGAAGAGCGACGGACGUCAGCAGAGCGAGACUCGCGCCGAUGUAGAUCCCCGAGCAUGAUAUGCUCCGUAGCAGGCACUGCUGGGGGACGUCGAACUCGGCUCGAGUGAGAAGAGAGAUUUUCGGGAUGUAACGGCGCGCCUGUCGAUCUCCUUUCGCGAGCCGGCAUCAUGCCGAGUGCAGGCGCUGGCGGCAUCAGGGAGGGGGCGGCGAGGAGUCCCUACGCGCUGCCGGGCGACGCGCAGCUCCUGGCCUACUGGCACCACCAGCAUCGGGCUCCGAGUACUCCGAGUACUCCGAGUGCAGCCGGCGCAGCCCGCUUCGAGCGGAGGAGGCGCGCCGCCAAGGACGAGCCGAUCCAGGAGCUUCGCGGCGGCAGACCGUCGGGCUUCUCCGCCUCGCGGUACGUCGCCGACGUCAGGCUGCUCGCCAAGUGGCGGCUCGUCGCCGGCCAGAAGCGCGACGGCUGCAUCCAGCUGGACCAGCAGCACGAGCUCGAGCGGCAACAGUACCGCGAGAUCAAGCGCGAGUACAGGGAGUGCGCGGCCGCGCUGGAGAGCUUCCUGGCCCGGGACCACGAGGAGAGCAUGCGAGCUCUGAGCGCGGCCGAGGCCGAGUCGCGGCGGACGAGCGAGCUGAGCGAGCGCAGGGACGAGCUCUCCGGGCGCUACGGCCGGGCCCGGCUGCAGGUCUACCAGUGGGAGGAGGCCUGGCGCACCGUCAAGGCCUGUCGGAGCUUUCUGCGGCGCGUCUCGCCGCUCGGCCAGCUGGACGCCGCCGAGGACGAAAGCGAGGAGGCCGGCGAGGGCGCCGGCGAGGAGGCCGGCGAGGAGGCCGAGGAGGCCGAGAUCGGCUCGCUCGAGUCCAUCAUCGCCGCGUUCGAGCGCACCCGCUCUGCACUCUCCCCGGCCAGCUCUCCCGGCGAGCUCGGCCUGCUGGAGGCGGCCGACCUGCUGCGGCUCUUCCGCGACAUCGAGCUGCGGAACCUCAGCGCGCUCGUGCACCUGGAGGCGCUGGGCGGGCCCAUGGCCGAGGCGAGCGCCAGGAUCGGCGCGGCGGAGCUCCGCGUCGGCCGGGAGAUCGAGGACGUCUUCGAGGGCAUCGAGCAGCUGGAAAGGGCGAUCGGCCGAGAGGAGCGCCGAGCUCGCCGCCUGGAGCGGCAGAGCGCUCGGCUGGUGCAGCGCAGGUUCCGCGCGCUCGUCUGCUCGGCCGAGGCGCUGCGGGCUCGCAUCCUGCUGGAGGAGGCCUACGAAGGCUGCGUCGCCCCGAACGAAGCCGGCCUCGGGCCGCUGGCCAUGGCUCGCGGGCUCGAGGCUGCCUACGAGAGGCUCAGCGCCGAGCUGGACGCGCUGCCGCGACACUUGGUGCUCGCCUGCGAGAGGGACGGCUUCCAGCAGGAGAUGCGCCAGAGCCGCGAGGCUGCCGAGGCAGCCAGGAAGUUCGAGCUGAUGCAGCGACUUCUCGGAGCACUGCGUAGAAUCAUGGAACCAACCGAGUCCAGGCGUCGUGUGCUGAUGCGGCGAUCGUCGCCGAACGUUCCAGGCAGACGCUGUGCGGCGUCGGCGGCGGCGGCGGCGAAGGAGCAGACUCGCGACAAAUCGCCGAUCGCCCGCGAAGCUCUGCAGCUGGACUUUUUCGAAAAGCUAUGCAAGCCCAAGAGGACCGACGGCGAGGAGGACGGCGCAAGCGAUGACGACGAUUAAGAAAAUUGUACUUGUAUAAAAAGCUGACCAAGUAUAUUGCGUGCAAUCAAGGC
Messenger RNA from Nasonia vitripennis (jewel wasp), 1998 nucleotides. RefSeq lists its product as uncharacterized. The transcript has 6 exons. The record is from RefSeq and is a predicted model, not a curated record. The coding region runs from base 413 to 1945 and encodes 510 amino acids. Lineage: Eukaryota; Metazoa; Arthropoda; Insecta; Hymenoptera; Pteromalidae.